Molecule: messenger RNA, 5103 nt
Organism: Paramecium sonneborni
Lineage: Eukaryota; Ciliophora; Oligohymenophorea; Peniculida; Parameciidae
Source: the annotation of a GenBank genome assembly
AUGAUCUAAGAAAAAUGCUGCAAAACGAAAUAUUAGUUGGAGAAGGUUAAAUAUUUUAAAUAAACAAUAAAAAUAGUGAAAUCCAUUCUUGAGAAUUAAAAAUUGUAAGUAUUCUAAUAAAAAUUUGAUUAGUAAACAAUUGAUCAUCUAAUAGAAAUAUGAAAUAAGAAAAAAACAAAUGCGAUAAUCAAAAACAAAGGGAACAAAAUACUUAUAUAAUAUGAUGAUUUAUGUAAAAUUAAAAAAAUUAAAAAAAAACAGUUUCUAAAAUUCACUAAAUAUAAGUAACUUAAACAUAUAAGAAAUGAAAGAUAAGAAUUAUUUGACAGAAAAAGAAAAAAGUAUUGAUCAUGUUCUUAAUAUAUAUAAAAAAAAUGGUAGAAGUGAUUUCAUAAUAAACAUAGAUAAAAUAAAUUUCAACAGAUUUUAAUAAGCUUCAUAAGAUUGUUAUUAUUAAGCUGCAUUUGUCGAUAAAGGUAAAAGGAAUUGUAUUAUAAACAUAGCUAAGAAGUUUAAUAGUAAAAACAGUUUUAAAGAAGCUUUAUAAUAUUAUGAUUAUACAAUUUAAUAAAAUCCUGAAAAUUAUUUCGCAUUUGUAAAUAAAGGUAAAAUGGAUUAACAAUUAAUAUAGCAUAUACAUUAGUAGGAUUAAAUAGAUUUAAAGAAGCUUUAUAAUAUUAUGAUUAUGCAAUAAAAAUGAAUCCUGAAGCUUUUGAAGCAUUUGUCAAUAAAGGUAAAAUUGAUUUAAUAAUACUCAAAGCUAAUACAUUAUAUGGUCUAAACAGAUUUGAAGAAGCUUUAUAAUAUUAUGAUUAUGCAAUAUCUAAAAAUCCAAAAGCUUAUUUAGGAUUUGUCAAUAAAGGUAAAAUGGCUAAGGAAUUAAUAUAGCAUCUACAUUAGUAAGAUUAUAUAGAUUUGAAGAAGCAUUAUAUUAUUAUGAUUAUGCAAUUUAAAUAAAUCCUGAAAAUUAUUUGGCAUUUGUAAAUAAAGGUAGAAGUGAUUGUAUUAUAAAUAUAGCCGAUACAUUAUAAAGUUUAAAUAGAUUUGAAGAAGCUUUAUAAUAUUACGAUUAUGCAAUUGAAAAAAAUCCUGAAAAUUAUGUAGCAUUUGCCAAUAAAGGUAAAAUGGAUUAACAAUUAAUAUAGCAUCUAUAUUAGAAAGUUUAAACAGAUUUUAAGAAGCUUUAUAAUAUUACGAUUAUGCAAUUGAAAAAAAUCCUGAAAAUUAUGUAGCAUUUGCCAAUAAAGGUAAAAUGGAUUAACAAUUAAUAUAGCAUCUAUAUUAGAAAGUUUAAACAGAUUUGAAGAAGCUUUAUAAUUAUGUGAUUAUGCUAUUUAAAAAGAUCCUGAAGGUUAUUUAGCAUUCUUCAAUAAGGGUAAAAGCGAUAGUAUUUAAAAAAGCUAGGGUACUAGAAAGCUUAAGCAGAUUUGAAGAAGCUUUAUAAUAUUAUGAUUAUGCAAUUUAAAAAAAUCCCGAAGCUGCUGAUAUAUAUAAUAAUAAAGGUAAAAUUUAUUAAUAAUAAAUAUAGCAUAUAUAUUAGUAAGUUUAAAGAGAUUUGAAGAAGCUUUAUAAUGUUAUGAUUAUGCAAUUUAAAAAAAUCCUGAAGUUUCUAGGGCGUUUGUCAAUAAAGGUAAUAUUAUAUUAUAAAUAAAGCUAGGACACUAUAAAAUUUAAACAGAUUUGAGGAAGCUUUAUAAUAUUUAGAUUGUGCAAUUUAAAACAAUCAUGAACAUUAUUUAGCAUUUGUCAUUAAAGGUAAUGGGAUAUUAAUAAUUAUUAGCAUCUACUUUAUAAAGUUUGAAUAGAUUCGAAGAAGCUUUAUAAAUAUGUGAUUAUGCAAUUUAAAUAAAUCCUGAAAAUUGUUUAGCAUUUGUAAAUAAAGGUAAAGUGUUUGAAUUAUAACAUAGCAAAUACAUUAAAAAGUUUAAAUAGAUUUGAAGAAGCUUUAUAAUAUUAUGAUUACGCAAUUUUAAAAAAUCCUGAGGAUUAUUUAGUAUUUGUCAAUAAAGGUAAUUGGAUAUUAAUAAUUAUUAUAGCAUCUACUUUAUAAAGUUUGAACAGAUUCGAAGAAGCUUUAUAAAUAUGCGAUUAUGCAAUUUAAAAAAAUCCUGAAAAUUGUUUAGCAUUUGUAAAUAAAGGUAAAGUGUUUGAAUUAUAAACAUAGCAAAUACAUUAAAAAGUUUAAAUAGAUUUGAAGAAGCUUUAUAAUAUUAUGAUUCUGCAAUUUAAAUAAAUCCUGAAAAUUGUUUAGCAUUUGUAAAUAAAGGUAAAGUGUUUGAAUUAUAAACAUAGCAAAUACAUUAAAAAGUUUAAAUAGAUUUGAAGAAGCUUUAUAAUAUUAUGAUUACGCAAUUUUAAAAAAUCCUGAGGAUUAUUUAGUAUUUGUCAAUAAAGGUAAUUGGAUAUUAAUAAUUAUUAUAGCAUCUACUUUAUAAAGGUUGAACAGAUUCGAAGAAGCUUUAUAAAUAUGUGAUUAUGCAAUUUAAAAAAAUCCUGAAGGCUAUUUAGGAUUCAUCAAUAAGGGUAAAAGCGAUAGUAUUUAAAAAAAGCUAGGACACUAGAAAGUUUAAACAGAUUUGAAGAAGUUUUAUAAUAUUAUGAUUCUGCAAUUUAAAUAAAUCCUGAAAAUUGUUUAGCAUUUGUAAAUAAAGGUAAAGUGUUUGAAUUAUAAACAUAGCAAACACAUUAAAAAGUUUAAAUAGAUUUGAAGAAGCUUUAUAAUAUUAUGAUUCUGCAAUUUAAAUAAAUCCUGAAAAUUCAGACUUGUACAAUAAUAAAGGUAAAAACAAUAGUAUUUAAAAAAAGCUAGGACACUAGAAAGUUUAAACAGAUUUGAAGAAGCUUUAUAAUAUUAUGACUAUGCAAUUUUAAAAAAUCAUGAAAGCUAUAAAGCAUUCGUCAAUAAAGGUACAAGCGAUAAUAUUAUAAAACAGCAAGAACGUUAGAAAGUUUAAAUAGAUUCGAUGAAGCUUUAUAAUAUUAUGAUUCUGCAAUAUAAAUAAAUCCUGAAAAUUGUUUAGCAUUUGUAAAUAAAGGUAAAGUGUUUGAAUUAUAAACAUAGCAAAUACAUUAAAAAGUUUAAAUAGAUUUGAAGAAGCUUUAUAAUAUUAUGAUUCUGCAAUUUAAAUAAAUCCUGAAAAUUAUUUAGCAUUUGCAAAUAAAGGUAAAAGCAAUAGUAUUUAAAAAAAGCUAGGACACUAGAAAGUUUAAACAGAUUUGAAGAAGCUUUAUAAUAUUAUGACUAUGCAAUUUUAAAAAAUCAUGAUAGCUAUAAAGCAUUCGUCAAUAAAGGUACAAGCGAUAAUAUUAUAAAACAGCAAGAACGUUAGAAAGUUUAAAUAGAUUCGAUGAAGCUUUAUAAUAUUAUGAUUCUGCAAUAUAAAUAAAUCCUGAAAAUUGUUUAGCAUUUGUAAAUAAAGGUAAAGUGUUUGAAUUAUAAACAUAGCAAAUACAUUAAAAAGUUUAAAUAGAUUUGAAGAAGCUUUAUAAUAUUAUGAUUACGCAAUUUUAAAAAAUCCUGAGGAUUAUUUAGUAUUUGUCAAUAAAGGUAAUUGGAUAUUAAUAAUUAUUAUAGCAUCUACUUUAUAAAGGUUGAACAGAUUCGAAGAAGCUUUAUAAAUAUGUGAUUAUGCAAUUUAAAUAAAUCCUGAAAAUUUUUUAGCAUUUAUAAAUAAAGGUAAAGUGUUUGAAUUAUAAACAUAGCAAAUACAUUAAAAAGUUUAAAUAGAUUUGAAGAAGCUUUAUAAUAUUAUGAUUCUGCAAUUUAAAUAAAUCCUGAAAAUGAUUUAGCAUUUGCAAAUAAAGGUAAAGUGUUUGAAUUAUAAACAUAGCAAACACAUUAUAAAGUUUAAAUAGAUUUGAAGAAGCUUUAUAAUAUUAUGAUUAUGCAAUUUAAAAAAAUCCUGAAGAUUCAAUUAUGUACAAUAAUAAAGGUAACAAAAAUAAAAUAUUAAAUUUAGCUAACACAUUAGAUAAAUUAAAUAGAUUUGAAGAAGCUUUAUAAUAUUAUGAUUAAUCAAUUUAAAAAAAUCCUGAAAAUUCAGACUUGUACAAUAAUAAAGGUAAAAACAAAUCAAAUAUUAAUUUUAGCUAACACAUUAGCUAGAUUAAAUAGAUUUGAAGAAGCCUUAUAAUAUUAUGAUUAUGCAAUUUAAAAAAAUCCUCAAGUUUCAUUCUUGUAUAAUGGAAAAGGUAAAAAAAAAUAAAAUAUAAAAUAUAGCUGAUAUAUUAGAUAAAUUAAAUAGAUUUGAAGAAGCUUUAUAAUAUUAUGAUUAUGCAAUUUAAAAAAAUCCUGAAGAUUCAAUUGCAUAUAAUAAUAAAGGUAAAAACAAAUAAAAUAUUAAUUUUAGCUAACACAUUAGCUAGAUUAAAUAGAUUUGAAGAAGCCUUAUAAUAUUAUGAUUAUGCAAUUUAAAAAAAUCCUGAAGAUUCAAAGGCAUAUAAGAAUAAAGGUAAAAACAUAUAAAAUUUUAAAUUUAGCUGAUACAUUAGAUAAAAUAAAUAGAUUUGAAGAAGCUUUAUAAUAUUAUGAUUAUGCAAUUUAAAAAAAUCCUGAAGAUUCAAUUGCAUAUAAUAAUAAAGGUAAAAACAAAUAAAAUAUUAAUUUUAGCUAACACAUUAGCUAGAUUAAAUAGAUUUGAAGAAGCCUUAUAAUAUUAUGAUUAUGCAAUUUAAAAAAAUCCUGAAGAUUCAAUUGCAUAUAAUAAUAAAGGUAAAAACAAAUAAAAUAUUAAUUUUAGCUAACACAUUAGCUAGAUUAAAUAGAUUUGAAGAAGCCUUAUAAUAUUAUGAUUAUGCAAUUUAAAAAAAUUCUGAAGAUUUUAAUGCAUAUAUGAAUAAAGGUAAAAACAUAUAAAAUUUUAAAUUUAGCUGAUACAUUAGAUAAAUUAAAUAGAUUUGAAGAAGCUUUAUAAUAUUAUGAUUAUGCAAUUUAAAAAAAUCCUGAAGAUUCAAUUGCAUAUAAUAAUAAAGGUAAAAACAAAUAAAAUAUUAAUUUUAGCUAACACAUUAGGUAAAUUAAAUAGAUUUGAAGAAGCUUUAUAAUUUUAUGAUUAUGCAAAUUUUCUUUAAAUGUCUCAUUAUAUAUCACUUUAAAUAGAAUGA